AGAAGCAACAUAAAAGGGCCCAAAAUCUCACAUUCAAUUCAACGUUCAAAUCCCAAAAAAAGGUCAAAAAUCAUCUCCGAUUAUUGCAAAUUUUCAUUUAUUCGCAACUUUCCAACUACCAAUGGUCAGAGUCACGUUUUUUUCAUUCUUCCCUCUCUCACUAUCGUAGCCACAAUGGCCAAAAAACCGUUACUCAUCUUACUCCUCCUCCUCGCCGUACUCGCCGGAGCCUCCUCCAACGACGGCGGCGAGCUCGACUACUCCAAGCUCUCCGGCAUUAUAAUCCCUGGCUUCGCCUCCACUCAGCUCCGAGCAUGGUCCAUUCUCGACUGUCCUUUCUCUCCGCUCGAUUUCAACCCUCUCGAUUUGGUCUGGCUCGACACAACCAAACUUCUUUCUGCCGUGAAUUGCUGGCUUAAGUGUAUGGUGCUGGAUCCUUACAACCAGACAGAUCAUCCUGAUUGCAAGUCUCGUCCUGAUAGUGGUCUUUCUGGUAUCACAGAACUCGAUCCAGGUUAUAUAACAGGACCUCUUUCAUCGGUUUGGAAAGAAUGGAUUAAGUGGUGUAUUGAAUUUGGAAUUGAAGCUAAUGCCAUAAUUGCUGUUCCUUAUGACUGGAGAUUGUCACCAUCUAUGCUUGAAGAGCGGGAUCUUUACUUUCAUAAGCUAAAAUUAACAUUUGAAACUGCUUACAAACUUCGUGGUGGCCCCUCUUUAGUUUUUGCCCAUUCAUUGGGUAAUCAUGUUUUCCGUUAUUUCUUGGAGUGGUUGAAGCUAGAGAUUGCACCAAAACAUUAUAUCCAGUGGCUGGAUCAACACAUUCAUGCCUAUUUUGCUGUUGGAGCUCCCCUUCUUGGUGCAACUGAAACUAUUGAAGCAACACUUUCUGGAUUUACAUUUGGUCUUCCUGUAUCCGAGGGGACAGCUCGAUUGAUGUUCAACUCCUUUGGUUCAUCAUUAUGGAUGAUGCCUUUUUCCAAGUACUGCAAAACAGAUAAUAAAUAUUGGAAGCAUUUUUCUGGGGGAAGGCAUGUGGGUAAACAAACUUAUCACUGUGAUGAGCAGGAGUUUCGGUCAAACACAUCAGGGUGGCCAACAAAAGUAAUUAACAUUGAAAUUCCCUCAACUCGUGGAUUUGAUGCAUACCCUUCAUUUUCAGAAAUACCUGAGGCCAACUUGUCCAGCAUGGAGUGCGGACUACCUACUCAGUUAUCUUUCUCAGCCCGUGAAGUAUCAGAUGGCACCUUUUUCAAGGCAAUUGAAGAUUAUGACCCAGACAGCAAGAGGCUCUUGUAUCAGUUAGAGAAAUCAUAUCUUGGGGAUCCUGUUCUUAAUCCCCUUACACCUUGGGACCGGCCACCAAUAAAAAAUGUCUUCUGCAUUUAUGGGACUGAUUCAAAGACAAAGGUUGGUUACUACUUUGCCCCUAGCGGCAAGCCUUACCCUGAUAACUGGAUCAUUACGGAUGUCAUUUAUGAGUUUGAAGGAUCUUUAAUCUCAAGGUCAGGGAAUCUGGUUGAAGGGAACCCUGGAGCCAUAAGUGGUGAUGAGACGGUGCCAUAUCUCUCCCUUUCCUGGUGCAAGAACUGGCUUGGGCCCAAGGUGAACAUAACAAGAGCUCCUCAGUCAGAGCAUGAUGGUUCCGAUGUGCAGAUUAAUUUGAAUGUGGAACAUCACCAUGAAGAAGAUAUUGUUCCAAACAUUACUCGAUUGCCUAAGGUUAAGUACAUAACAUAUUAUGAAGAUUCAGAAAGUCUUCCUGGGAAGAGGACAGCAGUUUGGGAGAUAGAUAAAGCAAAUCACAGGAACAUCGUUAGAUCACCAGUGCUAAUGAGGGAGUUGUGGCUUGAGCUGUGGCAUGAUAUCCAUCCUGAUGCAAAAACGGAGUUUGUCACAAAAGGUAAGCGUGGACCUUUAAGAGAAGAGGACUGUUAUUGGGAUUAUGGGAAAGCUCGUUGUGCAUGGCCAGAGUACUGUGAAUAUAGGUAUGUUUUUGGUGAUGUUCACUUGGGACAAAGCUGCAGGUUGAGAUAUACUACAGCUGAUUUGUUGUCGCAUUAUUUGUAAAUAGUAAGGUGCUGAUGUGAUUACCUUCUGGCAAUUUUUACUGGAUGACACGCUGCAUACGCAAUUUUCAGCUUUUUGGACUCUGGCCGCUCUUUGGCAUUGUAGACUUGCGGGGCCACUGUAUAUCAAGCAAAUUCUUUGUUUGCUCGUUUGGAACUUAGACUCAACUUCUUAAUUCCUCUAUUCAUCCACAAUUUGCACAGUAUAUCUUGGGCCAGAUCACAGUCAAUGUUGUACUAUACUGUUACUAGCAGCGGACUCUCCUCACCGAUAUAUUACCGGUGGCAUCUGAUGUGCGUCUUCAUAUACUCUACAUAUCGAAACUCAGGUUAUUGGCUUCUGUUUGUUGAAACACGAUUUACACUGCCAUUGGUUAAACUAGGUGCACCUUUUUAUUCUUGGUUACUCAAGUGACCAGUUCCCGCAUUGCCAUCCAUGAGAAAUUAUAUAGGUCAAAUUUGUGGUGGAUUUGUAAAUUUGUGCUGGUCAAAAUGGUGAUAUGCUAAAACCCUUUGUUAGAAAAAGUUGACAUGGAAAGUGACAAUACAAAUAGUGUAGACGACAAUAGUGAGGCUGAAAACUUUUGUUCUCUGAUUUCGUAACAUAGACAUUCUUUCACUACAUUUGCCAAUGUCAACUACUUCUCUCUUUAUUUUUACACCACAAAUCUAUGCUGAAACUUGAAAGCUCAGCCUGUUUAACGGUUUAAGAUGUACGAUUCGAAGGUUGAUAAUCAUGUCUUGAUUUUUCA
This is a messenger RNA of Cajanus cajan (pigeon pea), 2818 nucleotides long. It is a transcript of the gene PSAT1, whose product is annotated as phospholipid sterol acyl transferase 1. The record is from RefSeq and is a predicted model, not a curated record. Gene Ontology annotation, biological process: lipid metabolic process. NCBI's taxonomy places the organism in Eukaryota, Viridiplantae, Streptophyta, Magnoliopsida, Fabales, Fabaceae.